UCUCUCUCUUCCACACUCGUUUGGUUUUUUUUUUGGGUUCCUUCUCUCGUUUCCCUGAACUCCAUCGACAGACACAUUGCUCUUUGGAUCGAAUUCUAUCAUAGAAAAAGAUUUGAUUUUUCUUUCUUUUUCUGUCAAACUUUCCAAAUCGAAGCACCCACUCGCCAGAAGAAUCUUCAUCAAUCUGUCGACUGCGUUCGCCGAGCAAAAUUAGGGUUUCGUUUGGUGGUAAUCGACUCGUUUUUUUAUGAUUGAUUUCAUUAUCCUUUGAAUAGGUAUUCUUCAUUUAUUUCUCUAUUUAUUUUUAUUUUUAUUUAUUCUUGUUUGAUGAUAUUCCACUUUCUUUGUAUUCGAAUUCUUUGCAAUCCCUAGUUUGAUUGGUUUCCUAUCUAUGAAGUCGUUUUUCGAUUACUUUCUUAGCUGAAAGUAGGUUCUUUACAAGAAACUCUGUGAAAUUUUAGGUGCGUUGUUUUAGUUUGUCAUCAAAAAUCGAGGGUUUUCUUGUUGGAUCUUCCUUUGUUUAUAUCAUAAUCAUUACGUUCAUAUCUGUAAAUCUCUUCGUUUUCUUUGAUUUUUUUUUUAUAAAAAAAAUUAUUGAAAAACUCCUGAUGAAAUCAAGGGUUGUUUUGAGUUAAAGAUUUGGUUAGACACGUUUAGGAUGACCUUGAAUUUUUCGCAUCGUCCUGUCUUUCCGGCCCAUUUGUCUGAAGACAAUUUUGUUUCGCCGAUGAGGAUUGCUGAUGGGUAUCUUGUGGAAGGGAUUCCCGAGAGGAACGAGGACAGUUUUGUUAGGCCGUGGCAUUUGAAUCGGGAAGUUGAGGAUUGCCUUGAUUAUGGGAGGGAUAGAAUUGAUAGGGGUGGCUCGCCGGAGUCGGUGUCUAAAGACAUUCUUGAUCUAUUACCUUCAGAUCCUUUUGGAAUGGGAAUAAGUAGUACUUUUACAGCAAUUACGGGUUGGCUUGAGGAUCUGGAAGUGGACUAUAACAGCAUUGGGGCAAGAAAAGAAGAUUACGAUCUACUUGCAGGUUUGAAUUGGAUAUGGAACAAGGCUGUGACAUUUCAGGCAUUUACUGGCAACAUGCAGUUUGAUGAAAAUUCUAAUACAGUUCGCUCGAUUGGUGGAUGUUCUCAGGAGAAGCAGCUGGAAAAUGCAAUGUUCCAGGGAAGUUUUGCGUCUGCUUGCUGUGUACAGGAUAUUGUGAACACUGUUGACCAACAAGUUGGGAAAUCUCAAGAGGGUUCAGGAAUUUGUUGUGACAAGGAUGGAAGGACUCCUCACAUGGCUUUGCCUUUUGCCCUUAGUUUUUUGGGGGUGAGGGAUCUUCUUUCUAUGGAAAGGGUUUGCGAAUCUUUGCGUUCCAUGGUUCGAAGUGAUCCCCUUCUUUGGAGGAGUAUCCACAUAGAUCAACCAUUGAAUGAGAAGAUCACUGAUGAUAUUCUUUGGGAAUUAACCAGCAGGGCUCAAGGUAACCUGCAAUGCUUGAGCUUGGUGGAGUGUCCGAGGAUCACUGAUGAUGGUCUGAAGCAUGUACUUGAAACUAAUCCGAAGUUAACAAAGCUUUGUGUUCCUGGAUGUACGAGACUCAGCAUUGAGGGCAUUGUGAAUAGCUUAAAAGCUUUAAAGUCUAAAGGUUCACCAGGGAUAAAGUACCUUAGAAUUGGUGGGCUUUAUGGCAUAACAGACCAUCAUUUUGAAGAGUUGAAGUCUAUGCUGGGCACAGAUAGGACCACACCACAAAAUGGACGCAAGCCACAUUUCUAUCAUAGGGGGAACUUCUAUCUUUUGUGUGAUGAUGAUCGCGCUAUUGAUAUUGAAGUAUGCCCAAGAUGCCAAAAAUUAAGGCUAGUCUAUGAUUGUCCCGCCGAGGGUUGUCAAGGGAAAGAUUGUGUCACUCAGUUGUGUAGGGCAUGCACACUCUGCAUAGCACGGUGUGUUCAGUGUGGCCGGUGCAUCAACGACAGUGAAUAUGAAGAAACAUUUUGCCUGGAAUUUCUUUGCUCAGGUUGUUUUAAGCAGCUGCGUAAGAGCCAAGCAAGGCAAGAUAAAAAAAUUGGGCUUGCUAAGAAUGCUGUUCUCGACAAGUCAAGUGAUAACUUCUGUCUUCAUGGCUAGAGGCUGAUAUUGGUUUCUGUUUUCUGGUUUCGUGUUAUGGAUGAAUGGAUGAGGGAUUGCAUGUUUUGUUAUUCAGAUAUCUUAUUGAGAAAUACAAUGCGUCCAGUGAUAUUGUGGCUCCCUCUCUGUGUACUGUUGCCUCUCUUUGUGUUUGCUGGGUGGAGCCUUUUAGUGAACUUUCUUUGUCGGGAUGCAUUGGGGAUAAAGUAUAAUUGAAACCAAUUUUAUGGCUUUAAGUGAAAAGGAUGGAGGAAAAAAAAGAAAAAAAAAAAAAAAAAAAAAAGUAAAGAAAAGAGAAAAGGUGACUUAUAUUUGAAGAAAGCGGAAAAUUUCAAUGAGGUUUUGGACCUCGUAUUUUGUUCCAUAUGAACAGCUGGUUUGUCUCACUGGUACCAGUUCUUAAAAGACUCCCCUGGACAACAGUGGGUUUGCCUGUUGAAGUUAGAAAGUGGAUCUGAUUAAUGCAGCAUUGUCAACGUGCCCAGUUGUUUGUUGAUGUUGGUCUUAUCAACUCGGAAGAGUCCAAUUUGAUUUGUUGAUGGAAGUUGGGGAGGGGCAUCAUGUUACUUACAACAGCAUUAUUAAUGGUGAGAGUACCGUAGCGGAGAGGAAUGUUGUGUGUUUUGUGGUUUUAACAGCGGGCAUUGUUCUGCAUAUGCUUGUAUGCAACCCCGUUGAAGGUCCCAGAAGGCAGUUAUUGGGUAAGUGGGAUGCUUGAGUCAUUUGAAUAACGGAGAAUAUGGUCUCUCCACUAUGUAUCAAGAUAGAACUGUUGAUGCAAUGGUGGUUCCUGCUUGCACGCACAUUAUUCUCCGCGUUACUGAAGAUGGAGCCACAAAUUUAGCACUACAUUUCAUGCUGGAGCUGGGGAAGUCGAUUAUCUUAUUGCAUUUGUUAUUGUGUUCGAAUUAUGAACUGACAAUCAUCUUUUACCUCAUGUCAGUUUUCGUCUGUUAUAAUCUGGCCUCCUUUAUGUUAUUUUCUACUUCAAUAUAGGAUUUUAUUAACAAAGCGUUGUGACUACAUAUUUUCUA
Messenger RNA from Cornus florida, 3147 nucleotides. RefSeq names its product F-box protein SKIP14-like. Gene Ontology annotation, molecular function: protein binding. The coding region runs from base 659 to 2113 and encodes 484 amino acids. The transcript has 2 exons. Lineage: Eukaryota; Viridiplantae; Streptophyta; Magnoliopsida; Cornales; Cornaceae. The record is from RefSeq and is a predicted model, not a curated record. Gene Ontology annotation, cellular component: cytoplasm.